UUGCAAGAUGCAACCAUGGCCACACCAUACUCGUAGAAGACAGUCACAGGGUCAGCAAGAAGCCAGCAAUGCCAUGCGGACGCAGUGGCGCAUAGAUCCAAUCGACGGGUGUGCCUACACAUGGGCGGAUUUUCAAGCCUUCUAUGUGGGUACCUACUCCAAAAAGGAGGUUGAGGCAUACUGGAAACAGUGCAAAGAGCCUCCUUCCUUUCGAGGAGCUCGUCGAUCAGGUAACCAACUUUUUAGAAGACCUGACUUGAGGGUUGCGUUUGGCAAAGUUCUGAACAUCUUGGAUGAGUCCUUUCUCUUGGAGUCGCAAUUGGCUUCGGUCUUGAGCAUGGGGGAGAGCUCCGAAUUCCGGUGGUGGGCAGGCAGAUGUAUGUUAGACUUCAAGUCGCAAGAGGGUCGCUCCUUUUCCUUUACAUCACCAUGGACUGCGCUGGCACCAAUUGUCGACGUACUUGUUGCCGUUGCAAGGAAGACGAUGCCUCCUGGUGAGGAACUGGCCUUGAUCCAGCUGAUCCUCAACUACUACCCUGAUGGAACAAGUCGCGUUCGUUCUCAUCGUCACCGAUGCCGCCAGGUGUGUAUAUCUUUGGGAGCCUCCAGGAAGAUCGAGGUUGAUGGCCAGCUGAUGACGAUGUGCCACGGCGACUGUCUGCCGUUAUUUGGAGAGGAGCAUGCGGUUCCAGCGAGCAGUUCCAGCGAGGCUCCGAGGAUGAGCAUCUGUCUGUUCUAUUCAUCGCAGUCGGAGUACUUCGCGGGGGCUGGGGUGCUUGCCAACGGGAGCUUUUGGUGGUCUCAUCCCAAAGAGGAUGAGCAAGUGUCAGCAAAUGAGUGGAGUGAGACAGGAACCUGGACGACCUGGACGAUGGCGGGUGUCCGGCACAAAAAAGUUACGCGCCGGGCAAGCCCGGCAGGGUCCGUUGGAGUUACUGGCCUGCCAGGUGCCAGUGUGGAUAAGGACGGCAAGUGGUGGCCUCCCUAUGGCUGGGCCAAUGGGUUUGGAGCGGAAGCUGGCUGUGGCCCGGCCAACUGGAGCUAUUCAUGUGGUUGGCGAAGCCCAUCCCAGUGGGACGAAGAUGGUCCAAAGAUUUGGUAUGCUCCCAGCAAACAGCUCCAGGAAGUGGGUGAUGACCCAAGCAAGUUGCUGGAGAAAGAAGCACAGGAGGAAGCUGAAUACCCGGCCAAAGUGCAGGGAUAUCAGAGUGGACUGGAAGGACCCCCUGAGCCACCAAGACCAUCCCAGGUUGCCGACGGAAAUGGCCCAGUUGCAUUGCAAUUGGAGACCGAACCUGAAGGGACGAUGCUGGACAUCAUGGAGCACCAGGGGAGCUCAAGACGUGUGAGCAAUGAGCAGAUCGCUGCGGACAAGAUAUUGGAUUUGCAAAAGACACUGUAAAAGAAA
This is a messenger RNA of Cladocopium goreaui, 1408 nucleotides long. The record is from the annotation of a GenBank genome assembly. NCBI's taxonomy places the organism in Eukaryota, Dinophyceae, Suessiales, Symbiodiniaceae.